Messenger RNA from Drosophila bipectinata, 972 nucleotides. RefSeq names its product TweedleR (gene TwdlR). The record is from RefSeq and is a predicted model, not a curated record. Lineage: Eukaryota; Metazoa; Arthropoda; Insecta; Diptera; Drosophilidae.
UUUGCUCUUCGACUUGGUUAUAUCAUGCUGGGAAUACUGUUUCUUACGUUGCUAGCCAGCAGCUCGGCGGAGUUGGGCUACCAAUACCAGCAGAAUAGCUAUGGUGAAGCUACCACUGGUGGUGGAUAUCCCGUUCAACCCAACGAUCACUACCAGGAGCAUGCAGCCUUCCACAAACACUUCUAUGCCUUCGAAGCACCCUACGAUUCCGCAGAGGAGGCUGACUUGGUGGAGACCAAGUUGGCAGACCUCUCGCAGAAGAAUCUCCAGGUGGUGUUUAUCAAGGCGCCCGAAAACAAGGCGGUGGUAGGGGCUUUGAAUGCUUUGGCCAAGCAAACCACGGAGGAUAAGACGGCAAUCUAUGUGCUCAACAAGCAGACGGACGCCCACGAACUGGCAAGUGAGCUGAGCGCCUUGAAGGCGCAUCACAAGCACAAGCCCCAAGUUCAUUUUGUAAAAUACAGGACAGAGGCGGAGGCUGCCCAAGCCCAGCAGCACAUUCAGGCGCAGUACGGCGGAGCAGGGUCUUUGCCGCAAGCUGGCCAGUCUUCCUCAUUGGGCUACUAUCCGGAGCAGCAGCCGCAGUACGAUCAGGGCUACUAUCCGGACGCAGCAGCUCCUUCGUCGGGCUAUCAAUCCUCAUCGCAGCAAUCAGCAUAUCCUGCUCAGGGUUACUUGCCGCCGGUACCCAGCUACUCCUCCAUUGCUCAGGGCUAUAGCUCUGCAGCGGCAUCUUCUGCUGGGCAAAUAGAUCUGCCUCCGGUUCCUGAAGCCCAGCAGGAUCUUUCCGCCAACUACAACGAUGCCAACGUAGAUUACCGGACAGCGAGAUCACAGGGCUUUGAUUUCAGGGUUAACGAACGACGUAGGUCAGGGGCUCGUAUGGUCUUUCCCUCGGAUGGGAGAGCUGGAGGCACUUCUAGGUUAUACCUGCCGCCUAGCCAAGAGAAGCGGCGCCGACUUCGAAUCUAG